This is a messenger RNA of Solanum tuberosum (potato), 1556 nucleotides long. Its product is annotated as probable acyl-[acyl-carrier-protein]--UDP-N-acetylglucosamine O-acyltransferase, mitochondrial. Bases 31 to 1035 code for a protein of 334 amino acids. The transcript is spliced from 11 exons. Gene Ontology annotation, molecular function: acyl-[acyl-carrier-protein]-UDP-N-acetylglucosamine O-acyltransferase activity. NCBI's taxonomy places the organism in Eukaryota, Viridiplantae, Streptophyta, Magnoliopsida, Solanales, Solanaceae. The record is from RefSeq and is a predicted model, not a curated record. Gene Ontology annotation, biological process: lipid biosynthetic process.
AAGAGACCCUCAAAUUUUUUGAACACACACAUGUCUUCUCUUUUCUUCUCCAGCAGUCGUAGGCCUCUCUCUGUUGCUCUCAGAAGAUUCACUCUCUGCAGAUUUUCUUCCAUUGUUACUUAUGCUACAGAGGAAGAAAAAUCAAGAUUCAUUCACCCCUCUUCAGUUGUUCAUCCAAAUGCCAUUUUGGGUGAGGGUGUUUCAAUUGGUCCCUUCUGUACCAUUGGGCCUUUCGCAAAGUUGGGGAGGGCUUGUCAACUGUACCCGGGAAGCCACAUCUUUGGAAAUACUGAACUAGGGGACAAUUGCAUCCUGAUGACUGGUGCUGUAAUUGGAGAUGAUCUUCCUGGUCAGACAGUCGUCGGGAGAAAUAAUGUUUUUGGGCAUCAUGCUGUAAUUGGUGUCAAGUGCCAGGACAUGAAAUAUAAGUUUGGGAAUGAGUGCUUUCUCGAGAUUGGUGACAAUAAUGAAAUCAGGGAACAUGUAUCCAUCCAUCGAUCUUCAACUCCAAGUGAUAAAACCGUUAUUGGUGAUAAUAAUCUUAUUAUGGGCUCUUGCCAUAUAGCUCAUGACUGCAAAGUGGGCAACAACAAUAUUUUGGCGAACAGUACACUUCUUGCAGGUCAUGUUGUGGUGGAGGACUAUGCUCACACUGCUGGAGGUAUUGUAGUUCAUCAAUUUUGCCGUAUUGGUUCGUAUUCUUUCAUUGGUGGUGGUUCAGUGGUUUCUCAAGAUGUUCCAAAGUACAUAAUUGUCUCAGGGGAAAGAGCUGAGCUUCGUGGGUUGAAUCUUGAAGGCUUAAGACGUCGUGGAUUCUCUGCUGUGGAGAUUAAGAGCCUGAGAGCAGCUUAUAGAAAGAUAUUUAUGCCCACUGAUACGAGCUCCGGGAAUAUUGAAGAUCGACUAUCUCAAGUGGAGCAGCACGAAGACCUCGGUCUAUUUCCAGCUGUCAGUUCCAUGGUUCAGUCAAUACGUGAUUCUUUUGCUGAAAAUCGCCGUGGAAUUUGCAAAUUUAGAAGCUGGAGUGGGUCUUAACAUCUCUUCUUCUUAAGAAUACUGAGCUUCACCUCCAUCAUGGUCUUCUGAUCUCAUACCCUGACAAAGUGAAAACAAGCAACGAUAUCCUGCCCGUCUUAUGAAAGUUUUAGUAAGGUGAACAUCGCUGCACUAGGAUCGUCCUUAUUCAUGCUUUUAGCUCGUUAUGGAGGAGUAACGAACUGAGAAGAAGUUCCAGGUUGAAUGGACUAUAAUGAAGUUCAUCAUCUCAUAAGUUUGUAUAUCUCAACACUGCAUUUUUUCCAGAAUCUCGUGGUUGAUGGUAGUAGUUCGUUGACCUGUUCUUCCUCUCCGCGAACAACUGUAGUGUCCCUUGCUCUCUAUGUCGUGGUGAUAUCGACAACAGAAGCUGCUAAUUGAUUCAAGCAGCCAUAUCGCGUGUUCAUCGCCUUGUAAUUAUAUGUAAGAGAGAGCAACAUUUGCAACAAAUUCCUUUCUCAGUUACUCUGUACCUGUAAUUCUUCACUAACUAAGGUAAAGAGUUAGAUUCUUGUGAUGAA